Sebastes umbrosus (honeycomb rockfish) is the source of this 1766-nucleotide messenger RNA. Its product is annotated as hydroxycarboxylic acid receptor 2-like. The record is from RefSeq and is a predicted model, not a curated record. Gene Ontology annotation, molecular function: G protein-coupled receptor activity. Bases 592 to 1629 code for a protein of 345 amino acids. Gene Ontology annotation, cellular component: membrane. Gene Ontology annotation, biological process: G protein-coupled receptor signaling pathway. The transcript is spliced from 3 exons. Lineage: Eukaryota; Metazoa; Chordata; Actinopteri; Perciformes; Sebastidae.
UCGUCUGAAUGUCUCAAAGGAAACCUGAAACUUACAAAAAACAGAAUGAUAUGGAGCCAUAUUAUUGUAGGAUAAUGCAGCUCAGAGAUUCUCUGGAAGACGCCAGUAUGCUGUUGAGUCAGCAAAAACAGUUGAUUUCAAAACUUCCCCCAUCAUUUGUACAUUUUUACCCAGAAAGUCAAUCACCGUUUGCGCCACGGCAAUGACGCAUCAGAGACGACUGCAGACAGGAAAAUGACAGGAAGUGCCACUUGUCCUUAACUUGACAUUGAAUUCUGGAUAAUAUCAACAACAGGAUGAUGAAAUCAACUUCACAGGACCAUCCUCCUGUCAGAGACAUAAAUACACAGACGGCGGUUUAUCAACAGUUUAUGAAUGAAAUCCCUUCAUACAGCUGACCGAUUUCAUUCUACAGAAAAAGGAAGGAGGUAUAUAGAGGAAGGGACAAAUUGUAUCAUAGUCAUACAGUUAUUUUCCUCCUACUUAUUCAACCACUAAACCCACAACGUUUUUUAAUAAAAGCACCUAAAAAUAAUCAGCUUUUAAUCGUCUCCACCCUGAUUCAUCUGUUUCAUUAUAAAAUCAGCCAAAAUGGUAUCAGAUCGAAGUGAAAACUCCACCUUUAAACUGGACGGUGUUUACCUGCCCCCAGUCCUCGCCAUUGACGUCAUACUGGGGCUGUUGGCAAACGUAGUUGCUCUGUGGAUCUUCUGCUUCAAACUGAAGGUGUGGAACCCCAACAACCUGUUCCUCUUCAACCUGGUCAUCGCCGACUUCCUGGCUCUGGUGAGUCUGCCGCAGAGGAUCGCUUCCUUGCUCAAGGGCUACUGGGAGUUUGGAGACGUCUGGUGCCGGAUCAACUUCUUCCUGAUGUUUUCCAACCGCUCGGCCAGCAUCGCAUUCAUGACCGUGGUCGCAAUUUACCGCUACUUUAGGGUGGUCCACCCCCACCACCGGUUCAACCGCAUGACCAAGCGCCACGCUGCCUUCGUGUCCGUGUUCGUCUGGCUGCUGGUGAUCAUUCCUCGGGUUCCCAUGCUGGCGUACAACCACAUCAGGGGCAGCGGGAACACAACCCAGUGCUACUUCACUAAUUACAAAGAGGCGUCGCAGGCCACCAUCAUCCUGGUGGGCUUUCACCGCGUCCUGACGGUGCUGGAGUUCUUCAUCGCGAUGGCCAUGCUGCUGUUCUUCUCCAUCCAGAUCUCUAGCGUCCUGAAGCAGCGACAGAUGGGGAAACCAGUCAAGGUGCGAAAGGCGAUGCUAAUGUGCGUCGCCAUCACCGGGGUGUUCAUGGUGUGCUUCCUGCCAUCAACGGUGGCGACCAUCGCGUUGUGGGUCAUCCGUGCGUACACGACGCGGAACGGAGCCUCGUACUACAAACUCAUCCAGGUCACCCUCUCUCUGUCUCUGAGCCUGAACUUCCUGAACUCGGCCCUGGACCCCAUCGUCUACGUCUUCUCCAGCUCCAUGUUCAGGAAGGCCCUCUGCAGCUCGUUGCCACGCGCCCUGCGCUGCAGACAGGAUGCAGGCAACGGCGAGAACGCGGCAUCAUUGUCAAGAACUCAGUCGACCACCCAGCAGGAACUGAAAUCCAUGAUGGCCGACAGAAAGAGUGAAGCCAUGUAGAGCUUUCCCUCCAUAAUAAUGACUGGAUCAAGCAGAGCACUGUCCUCAUGUCCUUGUGUAGUAUUUUGUACUAAGUUAUCUACUUGUUUUGUGUGUUUAUUUGUUUUUGAUGCUGUUAAAGUUUUGUUCACAUCUGU